AUGAUGUCGACACUGGUGUCGGGUAAGCCGAGCACACCGGCGGUCACCUGGAAGGAGAUCGAGGUGUGGAGCCCACUGCUGAUGAACGAGACGAGCCUGGUGUGUCCCGGGGUGGCCGAGCCGAAUGUGCCCUUCGCGUGCUCCGUGGGGUUCUUGGAUGCGUAUAAGGGGAAUGUGUCGGUGGAGUUUUGGGACGGGUCGUUGGGGGGGGUGUCGGAGGUGCUGUCGGUGCCAGAUCGGAAGGUCGUGUCUCUGGGCACGCCCCCGCCUAAGGGCAUCCCCGACUCGGGAGUGGGCGUGAAAUACCCGGGUCCGACCGAGGUCGUCGUGAUCGAGCUCCGACACUCGCGGGUCCCCUUCUCCGGCACGAUCGAGUUCGUGGAGCUCUACGCUCUCAACGGCUCCGUCCAGCUCUCGUUAAAAAAUGGGAAGACUUUGAGGAAGCCACGAAAAAAGUAUCUCUGCGAAACAGGUGGAAUCGUGGACGUGUGCGGUGGGGUCGCUGUGCCGAGAGGAUUACACGCACUGCAGCGACACCUGCGGGAAAGUGGGGCAAGCCGGGAUGACGUGCAGCGUCCUGGGGAGAUUCUGUCCCGGGGCAUUCGCCUGCAUGCUCGACUCCGGUUGUGGGUUUUGGGGUUUUGGGUGGGUGACGAGGUGGGUGAUGAAGUGGGUGAUGAGGUGGGGUUUGCAGAGGUGGCUGCCUGGAGCGGGAGGAGUCUGGGGAACGUGACGGGGACGGGGGGAUGGGGGUAUCUGGUGACGAGUCUAGCGGUGCAGGAGGGGGAGUUCAUCCGGGUCACGUGUCCGGCUCCGUGCUCCCUCGCUUACAGAGCGAAGAGGAGUUUCCUUCGAGUGUCGUAUUUGGUCGUGCCGAAAAGCCCUCACACAUUCAAAAACGUUAUGAGUUUUGCAAUGAAAUUCGGCACAUACACAGCUCUAGAACCGACCACGAGUCAUUCCAAAUCCCGUACAAAAACUCUCACCGGUAAAGCCACAAUAUCCCUAAAUCGCCUGCCCAGGGACGCGUGGCCGGGGGAGGAAGGCGACUUCGACCCGACGACGGGGAACGACACCUCCCGGCGAUAUUUCGUCCGGGCCGUCGUCGGCGAGGACGAGUUCAAGCUCGACGUCGUGAGGACUUGCACCGACAAUCCCAAUCCCGCGACAGUCACCAUCACGCCCGAACCCCAAGGAUACCCCAUUUUCACAGCCGGGAAUCCCGCCGAGGCGAGCAUCCCAUGCGAAAUCCCCAUCAAGAAUCUCCGCUUCGUGAACCCCACGGCAGGGUCGUACUUCGCCGUCGGGGUCUCCAUCGACCUGGCCAUCCGGAUGGACACUGGGUCCCCGGUGAACCUCUUCUACCAGUGGGGCGACGGCUCGGCCAACACCACCGACUUCAUUUCGGGUACGUUCGGAGGCCUGCACUGGUCGAAUUUUCCUCACCCGAUGCGAAUCGCGUCCCGACUCGAAAUCCGACCCGUCGUGUCGGAUCGCGGCCCGCUUAGGGCUCUAAUCUUUGCCGACCGAGCUAUACGACCGAUUUGCGGGUCGGAAGCGAACCCAUCGACCCCCUACAAUUCGACGAAGACCUACGCCUCGGACGGAACGAUGACGGUGACGGUGACGGGCGUGAACACGCACACCGCGCUGACCCAAGGCGGCGUCCCCGCCCGGGCCUCCAUCGCCCUCCACCUCCAGUUCCCCGUGUUGAACGAGUGGACGCUCACGGCGGUCUCGGGCGUCACGAACGGGAUCGUUCUGUCUCCGCCUGGCAAUGUGGCAUUCCAGCUGUCGUGCUCCUGCGCCCAGCUGCCGACGUCGGCGACGGCCGUCUGGGACUUCGGGGACGCCGGCCCCACCACCACCCAGCCGGUGGGCGGCAGCUCCCUGUCGCAGGCCCACGCCUUCUCCGCCGAGGCCACUGGAUCCAGUCGGGCCUUCUACACCGUCAGGGUGAACGUCUCCAACCAGGUCUCGUCGGUCGUGUUUCCGCUGACCAUCGGUGGCGUUCAGAAGCCGCUGGAAGUGUGGGAUAUGAUCGUGAACGUAACGAUGGACAUAAGAUACACGUCUGAUUUGGGCCUCCUCGUGCCCGGCUUCGGGGACCGAGGCACGUGGUACCCCAGCGACAAGAACACCACCUUCCUGCCGAAGGUCUCACAAGGGGUGGUGUCGAAAUACAGGAUUUACCUUGCGAAUGGGACGCUGAUGACCGAGUGGAACGUGACGGACAAGUUCAACGCGUUCAACGAGAGAUGGGACCAUCACUUCGAAAUCGAGGGGACGUACAACGUAACGCUGGAGGCGUACAACGAGAUCCAGGGCUGGGUGAACUCGAGCCAGAUUUACGAGGUCGUGAUCGUGGGGCACGUCACGAAUCUCGUGAUCGACGACUACCGCAUCGUCACGAAGCCGGGCACUUUGAAGGAGAUGGAGAUCCGGUUCGACUCGAUCGGGGGGGCCACGUGUCUCGUCGUGGAUUUUGGGGAUGGGACUGCUCCGCUCUCCUACGGGGAUUCCAACACCUGUUCCAAUGCGACGGAGGCCUAUUAUCAGCAGUUUACUCCUCUCACCAAUCCGAUCAAGGUUUACCACUAUUACAUGAUUCAAGCCCUCCACCGAUCCCUGCCUCCCCCUGGCGAGGAAAGGAUGCGAUUGGUGGAGAGCUCGAGUCCUCCGCCAAUCGCAUCCUCCCCUCGUGCUGCAAAGGCAUGGGGUGAGGCGGAAUCGCUACGCUCGGGUCGCCGAGUCGAAGACGGAUCAAGGUACGAGAACACCUACAACGUGUCGGCGCGUGCGUGGAAUCACAUGUCGUCGGCUUCGGGCGUUCUGCCGAUCGUGGUGGCAGACGUGGACUGCCUUUACCCUCUGGUGUGGAUCGACGACCACGCCCCUUCCUUCUAUAAGUCCAGCCAGAUCGCUCUGAACGGCCAAGCCAACAUCAAUUGCACCAGCAACAACACCGUCACCACCUUGUCUGGACUCACAUCAUCAUACUCCCCCCCCCCUCCCCCUAUCCCCCCACCCCACCCUCAUUCAACGUCUCCUAUCUCGUCCCACAGAAAGCGCUGGCGGAUGUGGAAGGUGCAGGCGACGACCGUGUUGAAUGAGGUAACGAUCGCGAACGUGCUUGACUCGUGGAGCCGCCCCCAACUGAUCAUCCCCUCCGGAUUCCUCGACUACGGCAUCUACAAACUCACCUACACCGUCACCAUGUCCGGCCGCCCGAUCUUCAAUACCUAUCCGAUCGAACGAGACGCAGAGACGUCCAUCGAGGUGAAGCCGUCCCCCCUCGCAGCUAUGAUCGUGCCGGGUGCCAUGUCUAGGAUCCUGAGGCCUCUGGACGGGACCGUGGAGUUGGAGCCUGGGAUCUACUCUUCCGAUCCCGACUCGCCCGGCGACAAUACGUAUUACUGCAAACGAGUCACUGAGUACUACCCCACGGCGAACGGGAUCUUGGACCGGACUCCCCGCCCGAUCCUGACCACGCCACCGAUCCCCGACGGCGGCGGCUGCUUCGGCAACGGCGCAGGGGUCUUGGAGAGCACGAGCGGGACCCUGUUGAUCCCGGCCGUCUACUUCUACGAGCCCGGCCUCUACAACGUGAUGGUGCUGGUGAGGAAGGACGAUCGCAUCGGCGAGGCGUUCCUCGACGUCGAGAUCUCGCCGAACAGUUCCAUUCCCAACGUCGAGAUCAGGUGCAAGGUGGCAUCCCUGUGCCAGCCCCCCAACGAAGACGGGAUCACCAUCAACCCCACGACGCGAUUCGCGAUCGAGGGGGCUUGCAGCUCCGGGUGCAACAGCCUCACGGGGCUCACGUACAAGUGGGAGCUGCGGACGGUGGAUUUUGGGUUGGCGGGGAAGGAGAUGACGCUGUCGGAGGAGUUCUUCAAGUAUCUCAAGGAGAAGGGGCUGGAGAAGUUUGCUCUCAGGCUGACCAUCACGGAUGCGGAGACGAAGGAAGUCGGUUACUCGGAAUACUACAUGACGGUGAAUUCGCCGCCGCAGCAAGGGACGUGCACGACCGUGCCGAAGUCGGGCUCCGUGCUCAACGCCUCCAUCGACCCCAUCGACGUCACCUGCGUCGGCUGGGUGGACAAGGAAGGAGCCGGGAUCAAGGACUACACUCAUUUUGGUAUGUCUCUAUUAGAUGCGAGGGCAGCUCAGUGGCAUGGGGAAGGGGGCGUUCCUCAUUCCAACCUACCUUCACCACCUUCACCUUCCGUCCAAUGGCCUUUUCAUUUUUCGUCCCUGUAUGCGAAUCUGGCCAAGGAGGAGAGGGUGGUCGCCCUCCUCCCCCCUCCCUCCUCCCGGGUGAGCCCUUCCGUGCGAUCAGGUGGUUCAUCGAUGCGUUUGUCGACAGCCUUGCAAGUGGACGACGGAUACAAGAGAUCCGACCUGGUCACCACGAACGUUCCGAUCGAAACUUUGUAUCUCGGGCUCGGGGUCUACAACCUCUUCGUCAACGUCACCGACAUGUGGGGAGCCUACACCACGGUGGAUCUCGGCAACUUCACCAUGAUAAUGCCGACCCGCGAAGCCUAUGAGGCGAACUCCAACCUGCUGAACCAACUGUCGGCAGCCGGCGACACCGACACCGUGAUCAUGAUGACCCAAGCCCGCGCCUCCGUCACUCGGAACGCUCCCUGGCUCAACGUCAGCCUCGCGGCCGGCCUCCCAGCCAACGAGACCGAGAAGAGGCUUCUCGACAUCCAGGCGACCUUCAAAGAGGCCCUGCAGCAACUAAACGCCCUGGGCAGCACCGCCACCCCAGGCCAGAUCCUAGCCGCCACCAGCGCCCUGGCCCAGCUCACCUCCGGGAUCGACCCCAACGACGCCUCCACCCUCGCCCUGGGCCUCGAGGCCCGCCGGGCCAUGACCGACAUCCUCCAGAGGAUGGCCCCCACCCUGGGCGCCAUGGACUUCCCCAGCCCCCAGACGGCCGUGCCCAUCCUCGCCAACCUGCUCGUCGCUGGACCCAAAGCAAUGGAGGGCGUGUUGGGUCAACUGAAUAACGGCGGGAAUUGCGACGAAGAUCCCCUGGUGAACACGCCCUUCUGCUCCCCCGUCGACAGGGAACAGACGACCCUGGACUAUCAGAUGCCUCCAUUGGAUAAAUUGUGGGCGCAGGCGAGCGACCCCCGGACGCAGGAGUGCUGCUACAUCCUGGAUCGGGCGCGGUACGAGUCCAGGCCCCUGGGGGAUGCUGUGCAUGACGUCAUCGAUAAGAUCGGGUCCAAGGUCGUGGAGUCGCUGGUCGUCGGGGAGAGCGUGGAUGUCAAGACGGACACGGGGGCCAGCAUCAAGAUAUCCAAGCGAGUCUUUCGUGUCUCGAUCGGUCGUAAUGAGCGUGUCGUCGAAACGAACGAGUCGUUCAUCGGUGACGAUGAGUCGUCGAUGAGCGACUCGGGAGGUGCGACGAAGUUUGUGCACCUCCACGAAGUGCAGAAGUGGGCUUCGGGUGGUCUCGCGAUCGGCGGGCUCGGUGAGAAAAGUCCGGUACUCCGGUCUCAUAGAAAUUGGCUUUUCAGGCUGGACGCGAAUGACUUGAGCAAGAAGCCGAUCGAAUUCGGGGAUGGCUCGUCGGUUUCGUUCCCGAAGUGUCCUCUGCAGAAUUGCGACAGGCCGGUGGGGUUGGUCCUCGUCGAGACGCCGAAGGCCACCAAGAAUGGGGAACUGAGCAACGCGGAAUCCGUCGGGGGCGUGAAAUCCGUGUCCGUGGACCUGAAAGACGCGAACGGGACGACCAUUCCGCUUCAUAACAUCGAUCCGCCCCUGCAGCUGAAAAUCCCCGUUCUGCCCCAACCCAACGCUUCUUCGACUUGCGAGUUCGUGGACCCGGUGGCCCGACUGCAGAACCGACGGCUCCCGAUCGUCUACCACACGUUCGAGAAGCCCAAGAACCGCGGGCUCCUCGUGCUGGAAUUCAUCAUCGACGCGGCCGAGGUGCCGAAUCAGAAUUUUCUCCUCCUGAGCCGGUCCGACGGGCAGCCCACGCCCGUCCCGGGGGAAUUCGACCAGACGGGCGACUACAUGGGGGCCUUCCAGAUCACGCAGCUCACGCAGGUGGAAGGCGAACCAGGGAAGUACCGCAUCCUGGCGUGUUCGGAGGUGAGCAGCAACGAACCGACGAAGCCCACCGGGGACAACCCCGGCACCAACGUCACCAUCGGGGUCAUGAUGCUCCUCAAAGGCCUCAAGUUCAAGGACAUACUCAAGGACGUCCCCACCUUCGACACCAUGCUGAGCUUCCUGCAAACCUUCUCCACCCGCUACUGCCUCCAGAGCAUCCACUCCUCCGUGCUCUACUGGGACGAGUCCUCCAAGAGAUACAAGGACGACGGGAUCAACACAAAUCAAUCGAUCGAGAUUCCCAAGAAUAGUCUCCCGCAAAUAUUCCUCGACGGAACUGCAUCGUUGCAGAUGACCGGAGCGUCGUGGGAUCACUUGACGGCCAACGUGAGUCACUUGACGAUGUUCGGCGGAGGCUUCUUCGUCAUGCCCAACAUGGUGAACUUCGACUACGUCUUCGCCCACGCCGGAUUCGACGACAAUGUCACCAUCUACAUGACGAUCAUCGUCAGCGGGGCCAUCUACAUCGUUCUCCUCAUCUGGGCCCGGUGGCAGGACAAUAAGGACGUGGAAAUGGUCGGUGCGAUCCCACUCCCGGACAACGAUCCGCAUCACAAAUACGUUUACGAAAUCCUGGUCAACACCGGAGACAAGAACAGCGCCGCAACUGACUCCGUCGUCUCGGUGAGGGGAGAAGGGAGGGAGGAUGAGGAAAGGAGGGAGGGAGGACGGUUCAUCCUGGCGGGGGAGAAGGAGGAGACGGAGGUGAGGACUUUCGGGAAGCCGAAGAGGCCUGUGUUCCGGAGGGGGAACAUGGACGCCUUCGUCAUGACCACUGCGAGGCCCCUGGGGAACCUGACAUACCUGCGAAUCUGGCACGACAACUCCGGUCGGGGCUCCAGCCAGUCCUGGUUCCUCAACUACGUCGUCAUCAAGGACAUCCAGACCGGUGAACAAUACGAGUUCGUCGCCGACCGGUGGUUUGCCGUCGAGGAGGAUGAUGGACAGUCGCGAUUCGCACGCCCCCAGAUCGACCGCCUGCUGCCGGUGGCCAGCGAGGAGCAGAAGAAGAACUCCAAGUUCCUGUUCGACACGCACAGGGAGAGGAACCUCCGGGACGGGCACCUGUGGUUCUCGGUGUUCAUGCGGCCGCCGCGGAGCCGCUUCACGCGGGUGCAGCGGGUGUCGUGCUGCAUGGCGCUGCUCUACCUGUCCAUGCUGGCCAACGCCAUGUGGUACGGGACGGUGAAGGAAACGCCGACUGGGAAUGCGCUCAAGCUCGGGCCUUUUGUCCUCACUCCGGCGCAGAUUGGAGUUGGGAUAAUGGCGAACCUGGUGGUGUUCCCGCCGUCUCUCCUGAUCGUGACCCUGUUCCGGAAGAGCCGGCCCCGGGUGCUCCGGCAGUCCCGGAUCGACGCGGCCCUCAACAGUGGCGGGGCUUCGACGUACCAACCGCCCGACCAGAAGAAGGCAAAA
Molecule: messenger RNA, 7551 nt
Organism: Darwinula stevensoni
Lineage: Eukaryota; Metazoa; Arthropoda; Ostracoda; Podocopida; Darwinulidae
Source: the annotation of a GenBank genome assembly